CUGGGAGCUGGCCCCCAUUGGUCCCCUUUCAAACUGUAGGAACUUUAUCCAUCCUCUUACUUGGUGCCACUUGUAAUUACAUAUGUUCACCUCUCUCUCUCCUACGCCCCCUAAUGCAGCCACCUGUAAUGGAAAUUUUAGAACUGUCUUGGCAAGCCGGUGGCUGGUUGCGGUUUUUUUUUUCUAUUUUCUGUCCACUCAAGCUGUGUGUUUUGUCUUUGAGCUUUAAAGACCGGAAAACAAUUGGUUUGUUUCUUCUUUUUUUCUUUGUUUCGUUGCCUCAUUACUCACGGGCUGCAUUUCUAUAUAUUUAUCACCUCUUUCGUUUGCAUUGGUAAAGCCAUUUUUUUUGUUGUUUUGACUCGACUCAUACAUCUUCAUCUCAUGCAUAACCAUUUAUAUUAUGUCCGCGUGGUUCAAGUUAAUGGCUUCAUUCUCUUGUCCAUCUGUCCAUUUGGACGGCUUUUAAACGAUUCAUCUGCAGCCCCUGCCCAAGAGACAGCAUUGCCCACGGAGGCUUACCUGCAAUUGCAGGGUCUACGCCACUUAUAUUGCAACAAAGUCCUCAAAACUUCAGAAAAUUGCAAUCCCCAAUUUUCCUAACUGAUCAAAAGGUAAUUACUUACAUACUUAUUUGUCAUUUUAUUAAAUCGUAAGGGUAAGUUGCGUCCACUUGACCUGCUCUUUUCUUUAACUUCGCCCAUCCAUUUUAAAGACCAGAAAAGCUGGCCAUGCAGGUAGAGGCUGCAGUUACAACCUCAUUCACUCUCAGCUAUAUGGAAAUUCGAGAGAGAGAAACAGAAAAACAUGUAAGAGAAAUGUGAAGAUAAAAGUUUAAGAAAAAGAUAAGUUGAGAGAAAGAAGAGGAUUUUCGUUUUUGCUGAGAGAAAAAAAAAAUGACGAAGGGAAUAGUGCAAGACCAAAAUCUAGAGAAGCAAAUAGGGAAACAAAUGGGAUGCAUGGCUGGUUUCCUUCAGAUCUUUGAUCGUCACCAGAUUCCUACUAGCAAACGCCUUUACUCCAGCAAGCGCCUCCCUCCCACGCCGGCAAGUAAAACGAUACCGGAGCAAGAGAAGAACGCUAAGUCACCAGCAUUAUCGAGAGAAUUCGAGAAGCAGCCGCUAGGUCGAUCAGCAUCAUCACCGGACCAGUCAAAGCGAUCUCCGGUUACAUCGGAGCUCCGAACUCCGGCGCCUGAACCUUCCACUCCGACUGAAAACCAGAACAAGACACCUCUUCCCCUUCCCAUUUUCGAUUUCAAAGAAGGCAGCGCAAGGUCACCAUGGAAAUUCUCCAAAGAAGCUCCGAGGCUCUCUCUGGAUAGCAGAGCCAUUCUUGAUGCUCAAGGAAGACUUAAGCCUCGACAGAUCCGUACGAACGCCGCCAUUUCAUCUGCGAACCAAUGCGAAAGCAACAGCGAAGAAAACGGAGUGGAUGACAACUACAAACAACGACGGACACCUAGCGUAAUUGCGAGGCUCAUGGGACUCGAACCGUUGCCGCAUUCGGAUCCCGAACACAAUAGAAAAGCGAAGCUCCGAAGAUCCGCGUCGGAAACAAGAGGCAGAGAUCUAUUUCAGUAUCGUUUUACAGAUGGAGUUAAUUUCCAUUUAAAGCAGGGCCAGCAACCAAAUUUCCAAAACGAAGUGGUUUUGAGCAAUUUGGUAAGAGAAAAUAGAGCCAAACAAGACCAAAUAACAAGUAACAGACCAGAAGGCUUAAGAAAUGCAAGAACUGAACCGUUUAAAGCUCCGGUUCAAGGAAUGGGCCAAAGAAAAUGUUUCUACGAUUCAGCUGAUUUCUUUCCCGAGCCAAGACAGACCGUUUCCAUCUACGGAGAGAUUGAGAAACGGCUUAAGCUGAGAGGAAUGGACGAGACGUCGAAGGAUCUCGAGACUCUUAAGCAAAUCCUCGAAGCUUUGCAACUCAAAGGCCUUUUACGCACUAAGAAACCUCCAAACCAAACGAAUAGCAAGAACUUGGUUUAUGAACAUGAACAAUCUCCAAUUGUCGUUGUUAAACCGGGAAGAUCACCGGCUUCAGCAGUCAGAAGGAUUGGCAGUGAUUCGCCUCCUUCGAGUUAUACAUCAAGACCUGGAGCUUGCUGGAACUUGAAUCUCGAGUCACCGCCGACGAUGAGUCCAAGACGUGACCGGCCGAGAAGUGAAAGGAGGGUACGGAACCAAACCAAUGGUAGGGGUUUUAAUUCUCCGGUGAGGAGUGCGUGUGGCGUCAAGAAUCCUAACAGAAGGCAUUUAAGCGUUGAAACGCAGAGGAGAGAGAACGAUCAUGUGGAGCAGAGAAAAGUUUAUCCGGGUCAGUCGCCUCCGGUUAAUGUGAGAAGAACUGGAUUAGAUCAGACGACUAAUAGAUCACCAAGAAACAAUAAAUCAACGGCUGAGAUUUAUCAGAAAGAAGAGAAGGUAUUUAUUCCAGUGGAGGACGAAAUACCCAUAGUUUCAGAGAGUAGCAUUGGCACAUGUUCUCAAACUGUUACGGAGGGAUCGAAGGUGGAGGAAUACCAGGAACAGAGGAGCCUCUUGGAAAGGUGUGAUAAGCUGCUUCACAGCAUUGCAGAGAUGAACGCCACGACUGAGUUGCAGCCGAGUCCGGUCUCGGUAUUUGACUCAUCGUUUUACAAGGAGGAGUCUUCUCCUUCCCCUGUUAUAAAACGGAACACCGAUUUCAAAGAUAAACUUAUUGAAUCAGAAGAUGAGCUGUGGAGUCCUGCAAUCCCAUCCGCCGAAUCAAAGUCUGAAGAUAAAUCAGAUGAUUGUGAUUUUAUCUAUAUUUCUGAUAUCCUCAGCGCAUCCAAUUACUUGCCUGAUGACUCUGAUGUCUUUAUGUUGCUUGAGAAGCAACAGUUUCUCAAAGGGAAAGACAGCUCCAAAGUCUCUAGUCUCCAAAGGAAGCUUAUAUUUGACACCAUCAACGAAAUUUUCAAUCGAAAGAGACAAUUACCGCCAUGGAAGCUUAUCUAUUCAGGGGCUGCACGGACAUCAUUGCAACAAAUUUGGUCCGAAUUCCAAAAGAUUCGGGAGAGGGACUCAUCAGAUGACUUGUUUGAGGUCAUUUUUGGUGUGUUAAGAAAGGACCUUGCGGGGGAUGCCAUUAACGGCUGGGGAGAUUGCCCCAUUGAGAUGUCCGAAGCUGUACUCGAUAUCGAACGACUAAUAUUUAAAGACCUGAUCGGCGAAACCAUUGAAGAUCUCGCUGCAUUUGUUGGGAAGUGUAAUAAAAUCCCGGCACCUCGUAGGAAAUUGGUGUUCUGAAAGCAAGGGAUGAAAAAGAGAUUUGCGAGAUGUUUGAUAUUCCUUUACCUGAAAUCCAACCAUAAUUUGACGAUCGCUUUUGCCAGCUGGAAAAAGGAGGGAUAAUUUUUGUGACCACAAUUGAAAUUUUAUUGUCAAGCGCAUGUCUGAGCAAUCAAUUAUAUUCACAUUGGCCAUUUAAUAUAAUUAUAGAAAAGUGAAAGUGAUGCGGAAAAAGGACAUUGUUUUUAGCAUUGAUGCAAAGUUCAAAAUGAGUUUUGUCCCAAACUAACCAAUAACUAUACCUUCGCCUAGCAAUUCUUAUCAUCGGAUCAGAUUGUGGUAAGGUUGAGACGUGAUUUCAAACAUAACUUUAGACAAGAUAUAAAUAGUUUUGACAUAAUUCUCUCGUAUUCUUUAUUUUUUUAUCUUUUGACAGAAUUCUCUCGUAUGCUAAAUCCCUUAAUUGCCUAAUAAUGGAAGCUUAUAGUCGGAUGUGUUCCACAAUAUUCACUUAUCAGCAAGAGUGUUCUUAAUGUGUACUGAGUAGCAUUUUCCGAGCUUAAAAUCUAAUUGUAUCCAACUGAUCCAGUUCUGGUCACUAGAGGCUGCCACUUGUCAAUCUGGUCCGUACCUUUUAAUUGUAACAAAUGGAGCCCAAGGCUCGUAAUGUUCCCGUGAUCUUAGAUCAAGAACAGCCGCUGUUCUUUUCGUUUCUUGGCAUUCAAUUUUGGACCUUUUUUUCUCCUCUUCUUAAAUGCCUUUGUGGCAAAAACUGCAACCGGCAGGCUGCCGGCCAGACCACUAGUAGAACUCUAGUAGAACAGCUCUUUACAAAGGCCUUUUACUGCAUAAUAUGGGCAAGGCGUUGGCCGUUGGAGUAAGGAGCGAUCACCUUUAACCGUAGCUUUCUGCCUUCACAGAUCUUCUCUGGUGUUGUCAGGGCAAAAAGAACCACCGGCUCUCUCCUUGGGUUUGAAUUCGAUGGCGUAGCUUUGAAAGUUUUUACUAUCUUUUCAUGUUUGGCUUCUGUUCAGUUCCCUGCCUGUAAAAACUGAUGCUUUGUAAAAUUGUUUUGCUUCGUUUCAGACAUUAAAAACAAGUUAUAUUACAAAUUUGUAAUGCGCUGUAAAGGAUACAAGCUACAGAGGAAUGGAUCAUCGUCCUUUUUCCUUCGUUUAUUUUGUUUUUGGUUUGGUUUUCUUCGUUUUAAAUGAUUUUGUCAGCUUAAAACUGUAACAUGGUUUCUUGCCUACAAAACCCCCAACACGCUUUUAAAAUCCUAUCUUCAAUGAGUUGGUUGACGGCUUGAUGCAAUCUUUAUUUCACUUGAAUUUACAUGUUUGUGAGGCCGAGAAAAGCACAGUGUUAAACAGAAGCAGGGGCCCUCUCAAUUAAGUUCCUGAAAGAGCUGUGGAGAGAUUUGUUGUUAAUGUUACUAUUUGCCAAACUCUUUUUCCCGCAUGGGGUCUACAUCCAACUGUAAAAAAAGAACAUCAUCGAGUAAAUUUCUAUGUUCUUUGGCCCCUUCAAAUCAAAACACAGAAUUGAGUGUGAUGGAACAGAAAGAAGUAGAAGACACAUCCAAGUUUAAUUUCAGUUGUUUGUUUCCCCUUAUGGCAAUUAUAGAGGCGUGCCAUGUCUGAAAUCUAUUGUCCUGACCCUGAAUCAUGUUCUUGCCUCGGGCACAAGGUUAAGCCCUAAAACAUCUAUUUAUCACCAUAGCUAGCUAUGGUUAUUUUUGGUUUGACUCUAACUUUGUA
Durio zibethinus is the source of this 5014-nucleotide messenger RNA. Its product is annotated as protein LONGIFOLIA 1-like. Gene Ontology annotation, biological process: regulation of monopolar cell growth. The record is from RefSeq and is a predicted model, not a curated record. Lineage: Eukaryota; Viridiplantae; Streptophyta; Magnoliopsida; Malvales; Malvaceae.